GUAACCAAUCUGCCAUCACAUCCGCCCCGUCACUCCGCAGCCGCUGCGCCGCCUCCACCAUAAAGCCUCACAUACAUGUAGACAGCCGCUAGUUGGCUAACGGCAUCGACGGGAGACAUACGGAACAGGAGCUUUGUUGCCCGGGGUUACUUCACCUGGCAAACGCGCUUAUUCAGCCUCAAGCUGGGGAUACUUUAGUCCAGAUAUAAAUAAGACGUUCAAACUACGGAGAAGAAGCGAGGUUUAAUCGAAGGACGGUGUAACAUCUGUCGCUCGGUGGAUCGGACCGCCCGCUAGCUUUGUUACAACUCCGCGCAUACGUAGUUUUAGCUCGCCAGUCGGCUAACUACGCUAACUCGAGAAGAAAGGCCGUCGAGUUGACCUAGCGUCGGUUAUUUAACGGGUAGCGAAUCAUCCUGGCAUAUCAAGGUUGCCUCUCACCGCUUGGAUCGGAAAACCGUCAAAUUGAAGAGCAGAACACCGAGAGAGGAUGGCUCUGAAAAGGAUCCACAAGGAGCUUAACGAUCUGGCUCGUGACCCUCCAGCACAGUGCUCAGCCGGCCCAGUGGGUGAUGACAUGUUUCACUGGCAAGCCACAAUCAUGGGACCUAGUGACAGUCCAUAUCAGGGAGGUGUUUUCUUCUUGACAAUUCAUUUUCCAACAGACUACCCCUUCAAACCACCCAAGGUUGCAUUUACAACAAGAAUUUACCACCCAAAUAUUAACAGUAACGGCAGUAUCUGUCUGGAUAUUCUCAGAUCACAGUGGUCUCCUGCACUUACUAUUUCUAAAGUUCUUCUCUCCAUUUGCUCACUCCUAUGUGACCCAAACCCUGAUGACCCACUAGUGCCAGAGAUCGCACGAAUCUACAAAACAGAUAGUCAGAAGUACAAUAAACUAGCUCAGGAGUGGACAGCGAAGUAUGCCAUGCUUUAGGAUACACCAAAAUGGCAAAAGAAUGGACACAAAAAUACGCAAUGUGAUGGCAUCGUUUGGAAAGCUGGUGGAAAAUGUUGUUGCUGGUUCAAACUUAAAAUUCCAGGGUUCUGUUUUUCUUUUUUCACUUUAUUUCUUCGUUAAUCAAAGCAUUUUACCCCUUCCCUUCCUUCCCCACCUGCGCGCUCAUAAGAAGAUAGUGUUUUCUCUCUAGGACACGUGCCAGUUUCUGUGAGGUUUCGACUCCCAUUUUGUAUGGAGUUUAAAAUAAUAAUAAAAAAAAAUAAAUAAAAAAGAAAAGAAAAUCACCAUGGUUCUGAACACUCGGCUUUAGCAUGCACCAGUAAGAGUUUUUCAACCCCAAAUUGGUGAUGUUAGUAAUUCACUCUGCACACACUUAGUAGAAUCAGAUGCAACUGGUCUCCUGAUGCUGAAUAUAUCAACCCCGUGGUGAUCCAGCUGGUUCACCUGCUGGUUCACCUGCUGGUUCACCUGCUGGAUCCUGUAGGGUUGAUAUUUACUUCACUGUGGGCUCGGUCUUUUUUGAAGCAUUUCUCGAGAGGCCUGUCUUUUGCCAUACCCGUAAAUUCUGAAUUUGAAAGUUUCAGAUUGGCAAAAUUCUGUCUGCAUUUUAUUUGAAAGUGGUAAAAUCUGAAAUGGGGGGGGGGGGAGAGAUGCCUUUUCUCUGAACGAUUAGGGAAACUGGUCCCUGUGGCUCCUGGACUGGUGUGAUGUCAGUAUGUUCUUCUGAUCAUUAGUAUAGGAAUUUAUUACCUGAGGAAAGAAGUGUAUCUUAUUCCACUAUCAAAGUGUGUGUACAGAGAAGCACAGCAGUAUAUAUCAAUGUUAAGGAAACAAAAUAUAAGAACUUCAAUGUUGUAUUUUAUGCAUGUUAAUAAAGGUAGGCUAUUAUAUCUGAUAUGUUUCUGCAAAUUAAGUGGAUUGUAAGGCUGAACAGUUGGAAAAAAAUUGGUUCCCCUCAAAGGCUUCCUAUUUCUUUUUUGUUAUUUAGAAGCCAGUAGAUGAGCAGUUAGUUUUAUGCCCACUCAAACACUGUCUUCUUGUAGCCCUAAAAUAUUGAUGCAAAGCUAAUGGUUGAUAAUCAACUUGUGGCUCUGUUUCUUUUUAGUUUUCCAUUCAAUAAAGUUACUUAAACCAUAA
This is a messenger RNA of Seriola aureovittata, 2098 nucleotides long. Its product is annotated as ubiquitin-conjugating enzyme E2 D2-like. The transcript has 8 exons. Bases 491 to 937 code for a protein of 148 amino acids. Gene Ontology annotation, molecular function: ubiquitin conjugating enzyme activity. Lineage: Eukaryota; Metazoa; Chordata; Actinopteri; Carangiformes; Carangidae. Gene Ontology annotation, biological process: ubiquitin-dependent protein catabolic process; protein polyubiquitination. Gene Ontology annotation, cellular component: nucleus. The record is from RefSeq and is a predicted model, not a curated record.